AUGAAAUAAGAUUUGAUCAAUCUUUGUAUUAAAUGUUGUUCGGAUCCUAUGAAAAACACCAGAAAAUUUGGUUGUUUCGCAAUUGGAAACACAGAAUUUUAUAGUAAUAGAUUAUAUAUCAUUCAAAGUUCAAUUAGUUGAGUUACUAAAAGAUUAAGAAGCAUUAAAAAUGAUAAAAUAUCAAUAUGAGAAGACAAGAUCUAAUGCAGCAGGGGCUCUCGGAAAUUUAGUUAGAAAUUUGAAUUUCAUAAUAAAAGGCUGUAUAAGACAUGGAGCAUUAAAUUAGUUAUUAAAAUUGGUGAAAUUUGACCAAACAACUAGAAUCUCCUUAUUUUCUUUAGGAAAUCUAUGUUAAUAUUCUGAAUGUAGGAUAAAUUCUAUGAAUUAUAAAUCAGAACUAUGA
Paramecium octaurelia is the source of this 403-nucleotide messenger RNA. The record is from the annotation of a GenBank genome assembly. NCBI's taxonomy places the organism in Eukaryota, Ciliophora, Oligohymenophorea, Peniculida, Parameciidae.